CCCGCAACCACCGGCAUCAUCGCCAUGACGACGGCGGUCGGGCCCGGCGAGCUGGUGUUUGAGUUUGCCAGCAAUGGGAUGGACGAGAUAAGUCAGCUGGAUGACCCGUCCGUGUUCCCUGCGGUGAUCGUGGAGCAGGUGCCAGCCGCUGACCUCAUGCAGGUGUACUCAGGGCUGGAGUCAGACGAGGUCGCCAACGGCAUCAUGGCCGACGCCACCCUGGAUGUGGUGGAGGAGCCCAUCAUGGGCGGUGACGUUGGCCUAUCAGAAACCACGGUGUCUGGUGCGGAGGACAACAUGGAGACUGUGGAGGCCGCGGAGGUCCUGCUCAACAUGGAGUCUCCAAACAACAUCCUGGACGAGAAGCGCAUGAUUCACCCGUAUGGCACCUUGCUGGAAUCGGACCUCAGUUACAUCUCUUUACGACCAGACCAGCUGUCCUCCAUGGACGUGUCCCUGGACGAGGAGACGUCCUCCAUGGACGAAGUUAUGCACAAGAGCCCCUCCAAGCCACCCAAGAAAAAUAAAGUGCGAAAACCGCGGGCAGUGCGGCCAUGCUCCCCCAUCACCAAUCCCUCGCUGCCACUCAAGAAAAAGAGCAAGGAGGGCAAAGGUAACACCAUCUACCUGUGGGAGUUCCUGCUGGCCCUGCUGCAGGACAAGAACACCUGUCCCAAGUACAUCAAGUGGACCCAGCGGGAGAAGGGCAUCUUCAAGCUGGUGGACUCCAAGGCCGUGUCCAAGCUGUGGGGCAAGCACAAGAACAAGCCCGACAUGAACUACGAGACUAUGGGACGGGCGCUCCGGUAUUACUAUCAGCGGGGCAUCCUGGCGAAGGUGGAGGGCCAGCGACUGGUCUACCAGUUUAAAGAGAUGCCCUCCGACCUGGUGGUCAUCGGCUUGACGGCGACCAGCCAGGACGCGGGCACUGCUUCGAACUCGGAGGCUGGCGGUCAUGUGGCACCCUAACGGUGGCCCGGCGUCGGCCGUGGGGGGCGAUCGUCGAACAGCCAGGGCAAGGCUGGACACGUGGGCUCCAGGGGGGUGAAGAGGGAGGCUAGUCCAGGCCUGGUGUACCAGGGGGGCGACGGCAAGCCAGAGCAGCAGCAGCUGCUGCAAACGGUUCACGUGCUCCAGCCCAACCAGGGCGCCGCUGUGCCUGCACAGUCACACUCCGUCAGAACCAUCAACAUGCCAGCCACUGUCCCCAUGGUCCUGACGUCCAGCUCCCAGGCGGGCGGCUCCGUCACUCUGCAGACUGUGCCCCUGACCACUGUCCUGGCCAAUGGUGACGGCGGCCACAGCUCGCCUCCCCGGGUCAUCCUGCACACUGUGCCCUCCACCAGCCCCGGGGGCAAAGACGUGCUGACCAUCCAGACCGCCUCGCUGUCCACGGGCACCGGGGGCAACCUCUCCAGUGGCGGCGGCGGACUCCACGAGGGCCUGCUGGUGACCAGCCUGGGGUCGGCCGUAGGAGGAGGAGGUGGAGGAGUGAUGACCAGUGCCGGCUCGCUGAACGGCCUGACCCGCCUGGUGACGCUCAACGCCAAUGGUCAGCCUGUGGUGGCCCAGCAGCCCGGCACGGUCAUCGCCACCGUGUUCAAGCCUGGCGAGCUGCAGGGCCUCUCGGUGAAGGAGGAGAUCCUGGAUCCCUUCUACCUGCAGUCGCUGGUCAACUGCGACCCAGGGGCCGGCGGCAUCUACGUCAAAGAGGAGAUGGACGACGGCUAUGGCGAGCUCACGUACAGGACUGUGAUCUUCACUCAGGACGACGGCAUCGCUAACGGCGACAGUCUGGACGCCAACGGCAUGAACGGACACUCGGACGCCUCCUCGGGCGUUCCUCUGGCCAGCAGCCCCAGCGAGGGCCUGACUCCCGUCGAGGAGCUGGAGGGGGUCAGCGAGCCCAAGGAGCAGAUGGUGGAGGUCCCCGUCAGCGUUAGUCUGCCCACCUCCGACUUCAUCCAGAUUAAAACAGAGAUGUCUGAGACCUAGAGGCAACAUCACCCUAACCCCAACCGCCCCCCCCCCCCCUCAACCCCUCCAUCCGCAGGCAUCUCAGAUGGAGUAUGGACACAAUCACCCCCCCACCCUUAACAAAAAAUGUCUAUUCAAAAGAAAACCAAAACCUGACUGCUGUUUUUUUUUUUCUUUCAAAGUUUCUUUCAUCAACAGUCAACAGUAGCAAAUUACAAAUUUGUAAUUUAUUGCUCUUAACGAAACAACAACAAAAAAUAUAGGCCCCUUGCCGGCCGAGGACAUUUGUUUACUCAUAAACUAUGUGAACCAGUGCCUACAUUUGAACUGCAAGGGAUAGCCUUUUUUGCAGAUGUCUGUUUGAUAUUUGGAAGGGGUAGGGGCACUAGCCCCUCUUCCCAUCCACAUGAACAUUCCCCAUCAGGAACGCAGCCAUUUCAGGAGCAGGGACCACCCGACCAAAUGUGCCAGUGAGAAGCUUAAGUCAAGUCAUCUCUUGUCCCUUCCCCCCCCACCACCCAUCAACCAAAGAACGUCACGGGAUGCAACUGAGUUGUCGGUAAUUGAAAACUCUGGUGACGGCAAAACCAAAACACAACCCUGUCGAGGACACUUUGAUGGCGUGCAGAUAGAAAGACUGUUGUUAAACUCAUCAGACCAGCCACCAGGUCUUCCACCCAUGGUGUGACUUACAAAUCAGACCAGCCACCAGGUCUUCCACCCAUGGUGUGACUUACAAAUCAGACCAGCCACCAGGUCUUCCACCCAUGGUGUGACUUACAAAUCAGACCAGCCACCAGGUCUUCCACCCAUGGUGUGACUUACAAAUCAGACCAGCCACCAGGUCUUCCACCCAUGGUGUGACUUACAAAUCAGACCAGCCACCAGGUCUUCCCACCCAUGGUGUGACUUACAAAUCAGACCAGCCACCAGGUCUUCCACCCAUGGUGUGACUUACAAAUCAGACCAGCCACCAGGUCUUCCACCCAUGGUGUGACUUACAAAUCAGACCAGCCACCAGGUCUUCCACCCAUGGUGAAAGAACAGCCGGAUAUCAGGGGAGUGACUUACAAAUAAAACAAAAAAAAAAUAGAAGAGAAAAUAACAAAACAAACAAACCAUGCCUCACACACCUAAACUGAACAGUGCCUUAAUUAAAGCAAAGAGGGAGGAUGUUGGUUUGUCUCACCAUACUGUGCACUCUCUCAGACUUUCUUUUCAAUUCAAGGUGCUGCCACCUCUCGCACUAUGGGCGUGACUCACGGCUCUGUGACUUGCA
Alosa alosa (allis shad) is the source of this 3256-nucleotide messenger RNA. RefSeq names its product E74-like ETS transcription factor 1 (gene elf1). Gene Ontology annotation, cellular component: nucleus. Gene Ontology annotation, molecular function: DNA-binding transcription factor activity, RNA polymerase II-specific; sequence-specific DNA binding. Lineage: Eukaryota; Metazoa; Chordata; Actinopteri; Clupeiformes; Clupeidae. Gene Ontology annotation, biological process: regulation of transcription by RNA polymerase II; cell differentiation. The record is from RefSeq and is a predicted model, not a curated record.